Rhinopithecus roxellana (golden snub-nosed monkey) is the source of this 4224-nucleotide messenger RNA. RefSeq names its product potassium inwardly rectifying channel subfamily J member 9 (gene KCNJ9). Gene Ontology annotation, molecular function: G-protein activated inward rectifier potassium channel activity. Gene Ontology annotation, cellular component: plasma membrane. Gene Ontology annotation, biological process: potassium ion import across plasma membrane; regulation of monoatomic ion transmembrane transport. Lineage: Eukaryota; Metazoa; Chordata; Mammalia; Primates; Cercopithecidae. The transcript is spliced from 3 exons. The coding region runs from base 292 to 1473 and encodes 393 amino acids. The record is from RefSeq and is a predicted model, not a curated record.
ACAGAUAGCAAGUCCUAGUCAGAGCCGCCGCUACAUUUAGGAGAAACAGCGGUGUCUGCGGCUCCCACCCUUCGGGGGCCCGUGGGGGGGGCGGUGUCAGGGGCAUGGACGCCACCCCCCAGGGGUCUCUGCUGCCGGCUACUCUCCUCUCCACGUGCUCCCCUCCAGGACCCCCGACGCCGCCGAGGCGCCCAGCGACGCGCGGCGGGUGGCGGCAGCUCGGGCUCCCGCCGCACUCUGGGCCCCCGUCGCACUCCAGGCGCCCACAGCGCUCUCCCUGACGCGGCCGCCAUGGCGCAGGAGAACGCUGCCUUCUCGCCCGGACCGGAGGAGCCGCCGCGGCGCCGCGGCCGCCAGCGCUACGUGGAGAAGGAUGGCAGGUGCAACGUGCAGCAGGGCAACGUGCGCGAGACAUACCGCUACCUGACCGACCUGUUCACCACGCUGGUGGACCUGCAGUGGCGCCUCAGCCUGUUGUUCUUCGUGCUGGCCUACGCGCUCACCUGGCUCUUCUUCGGCGCCAUCUGGUGGCUGAUCGCCUACGGCCGCGGCGACCUGGAGCACCUGGAGGACACCGCGUGGACGCCGUGCGUCAACAACCUCAACGGCUUUGUGGCUGCCUUCCUCUUCUCCAUUGAGACCGAGACCACCAUCGGCUACGGGCACCGCGUCAUCACCGACCAGUGCCCCGAGGGCAUCGUGCUGCUGCUGCUGCAGGCCAUCCUGGGCUCCAUGGUGAACGCCUUCAUGGUGGGCUGCAUGUUUGUCAAGAUCUCUCAGCCCAACAAGCGCGCCGCCACGCUCGUCUUCUCCUCGCACGCCGUGGUGUCGCUACGCGACGGGCGCCUCUGCCUCAUGUUCCGCGUGGGCGACUUGCGCUCCUCACACAUAGUGGAGGCCUCCAUCCGCGCCAAGCUCAUCCGCUCGCGCCAGACGCUGGAGGGCGAGUUUAUCCCGCUGCACCAGACCGACCUCAGCGUGGGCUUCGACACGGGAGACGACCGCCUCUUCCUCGUCUCGCCGCUGGUUAUCAGCCACGAGAUCGACGCUGCCAGCCCCUUCUGGGAGGCGUCGCGCCGUGCCCUCGAGAGGGACGACUUCGAGAUCGUUGUCAUCCUCGAGGGCAUGGUGGAAGCCACGGGAAUGACAUGCCAAGCUCGGAGCUCCUACCUGGUAGACGAAGUGCUGUGGGGCCACCGCUUCACGUCAGUGCUGACUCUGGAGGACGGCUUCUACGAGGUGGACUAUGCCAGCUUUCACGAGACUUUUGAGGUGCCCACACCUUCGUGCAGUGCUCGAGAGCUGGCAGAGGCUGCGGCCCGCCUUGAUGCCCAUCUCUACUGGUCCAUUCCCAGCCGGCUGGAUGAGAAGGUGGAGGAGGAGGGGGCAGGGGAGGGGGCGGGUGGGGAAGCUGGGGCCGACAAGGAGCAGAAUGGCUGCCUGCCACCCCCAGAGAGUGAGUCCAAGGUGUGACCAGCUUCCUCCGGACCCCUGUGGCAGACCGGGGGCCAGACACAGGUACAUGGGGAACUGCAUAUCGGAGGUGGAGGAGGAGGAGGAGGAGAAGGUAGGCAAAGCCCCUGGAAAUGUGCUAACGUUGGAAAGUCCCCAUCCCCCAGAAUCUCAAGUCUAGAAUCCAGUAUGGAAGGGAGGGGUCCUGAUUUCAGGGAAAUGGAGGGUGGGGCCAGGUGAACAUGCCAGUCUGUGUUUGACCUUCACAUUUGUUCAUGAGUGGAUGCAUGGACAAAAGGAUGGACUUUUGGGGGUUGGAUGGGAAGAUGGUGACAGAUAAAGACAGCUGACAGAUACAUAAAUGGACCAAUAGACAAUUGGUUUACUCAGGGCUGCCACUAACCUGUAGAAUACCUCUGUGCAAAUUCUAAAAAGGAACCCUUUUCCUCCAGACAGAUACAGCCCCAAACCAGGGUGCAUGGCUUGGGGAGCAGAGUGUAGGAUGGAUUGCAGUCCCCACUGACCUCUUCUGCCAGCCUCCCCACAUAUGGCACAACUGUCUAAUGACACCGUAGGCCAAGCUGAAGCAAAGGAGAAAGGAACCGCACCAAGAUGGACAUAUGAGGAGGGUGCCCUCCUAGCUCCACCCUCACCGGGAUGAAGGGGUGCAAGCGGGCUCAGCAAGGUGUAAAUGACCUUAGUCUGCAAGUUCAGGGAAGCAGGCAGAGCAGGGAGGUGCCUGAGCUGGGGCCUGGAGAAGGUCCUGGGAAAGGAAAACCAGCAAUGGCUAUUUUCUUACAGUGCAGUGAAAUCUUACAGGUAUCAGGCACAGGCAGGAAGAGGGAGAGAGCUUCUGAGGAGGAAGGGACAGAGAGAGAUCUAGAAAGUGGGUUCACUAGAGCUGGGACACAGGGAGACCCUAGGAAAGCAGUGUGUCCUUGGGGCACAGUCAUUCACAUCACUGAUUGGGUGCCAUGUGGAGUGGACAUUCAAAAACUUGGUUCCUGUCCUCAAAAUAAGGGGCACCUGGGAAAACAGAGGAAUCUACCUGUGGCGACCGAACAAGGGAUGAUUCAAACUGACAGCCUGUGCGGUCCCGCAGAGGGUGGGGGAGUGAGGGUGAUCAGAAGGCUGGGGCCGGUGUAAGCCAUAAGGAAUAUGUAAGUCAGGAGUUAGAAAUCUUCAGUGUGCAUUGGAAUCACGUGGAGGGCUUGUUAAAACACAAAUUUUUGGGCUCCACUCCAAGGGUUUCUGACCCAAGAGGUGGGUCAGAAAAAAAUGUGCAUUCCUAAGAAGUCCCCAGGUCAUGCUGUUGCUGCUGGACUGGAUACCACACUUUGAGAACCUGUGCUCUAAGCAAAGACUUGGAAGUCAUAUCAGGACAUGGGGUAUAGAAACUGAGGAGUAGCUGAGAGGAAGAUGAGAGAAGCUAAGAAGAAGCUGAGGAUCCUCACAGGAGUAGACAGAGAAAUGUGAAGGGCAGGGUUUUGUGUGUGGGAAAGUGACCUGGAGCCCAGGCUGAAGAGUUUAACUUUGGGCCCAGGAACUCAACCAUCAGUAGAAACAGGGCAGUGACAAGUGGAGGGGGUGUCUGGAAGCUGAGCAGGCCCGACAGAAAGAUGAAGCCAUCAGAAGGACUUGAGGGGGUUCCUGAGGAGGCCAGGGGGAGGUAGAACAGGAAGGGUUUUAGGGGCAAAGGACAGAACCCCUUGUAGGACUGGAGGCAGGAUUGAAUGUAGGAGAAAAUCUGAGAGCAGUGAUAGGAGUCAGAACAUCUGGGUGUGUCUGCAGCCUGCUGUCAGCCCAACUGGGCCAGGGGGUCCCAAAGACACAUAUUCUCACCCCACCUCCACCUGCUUCCUGAUCACAUCCCAGUCACCAGCGGCAGCUUCCUGGAUGGUGGGGAAGAACAAUGGCAAGUUGAGAGGGGCAGAGGGGUGCAAGGGACCUGAAGCUGGCCUGGAGAACAGCGUAGGCCCAGGAGAGCCUGCCUUGGGACAAUGCCUGUCUCCCACACAGCAGCACUGGCCCAGCAAGGACCUUCUCCCUUGGCCCUGGCCACAUCCCACUCCUGCCCUUUCAUAAGCCCCCUGGGGAAAGCACUCCAGUCUUCUCUGUUCCAGGCUGGACAGCUAGGGUCCUAUGGGCACAGCCAGGGUCCUAUGGGCACAGCCAGGGUCCUAUGGGUCCUCUGGAAGCAAGAAAGGGGGCCAUGGAAGGAGCCCAGACAGUUUGGGUUCACUCAGAGAGGACCCAAGUCCCAGUCCCUUCCUUUCAGUCAAAGCAUGGAUAUCUUUGCCUCAAGUCACAGGGCCACCAGGGGGUCCUGUCAUCAAAGAUGAGAUUCCUGAAUGCUGGUAUUGGCUGGUCCCCUAAGAAUAGAUGUUGGGGUGGGGAAUGGGGAUUCAUUUGGGUUUCAGUAAAACAGGGGAGUCUGGACAAGAGGGGAUGGGCUACUUGGUAUCCACACACACGCACUCACACAGGAGCCAACCCUUUGCAACUGAACAAGCAGAGAAACUGAGGCUGGAAAGGCCCCUCCUGCCUGCUGAAGUCACUGGGACCCUGCCACACCUCUCCUCGCCACUGUCACCACUCAGGGCACCACUGUACAGUGCAACAAGUCAGGAGACCUAGGUCCUACUCCUGACACUUGCUCAUUAGCUCUAUGACUCUAGGCAAAUCGCAUAUCUGGGCCUCAGUUUCCUCAUCUGUAAAAAUGACACUUAGCAAACUCGUAAUGCUCAAUAAAUGUUUAAAUAACAACUGAAA